AUGGAUUCAAAAACGUACCUGGCUGAGAAUGUGCUUAACGAGCAGCGCACGGUCACUUAUCGCGCGUUGAGUCGAGCUCUCAAGGUCCACGCGAACAGGGCUAAGCAGAAUGAAAAUGCCAAAAAAUCGCACAGCGUCCAUGCAACAUAUGUCAUUUCAGGAGUGCAAAAACCACCAGCGUCGCUUGCGAUCAACGGUCAUGCGCGAGACGAAGACGAGAUCAUGCAAAGCAGUCCCUAUUUGCCAAGCUCAAUGCCGAAUGAGCAAAAUGGCGAAGACUCAACUCUCACUACCUCGAUUAUUUUGGCUCGGGAGGAGGACAUGGAAGCUGCAAAAUGUACAUUUGAAACUAUUGUGUCCAUCCAUGUCUACAGUAUUCAGGCGACUGUACUUCAGGAUCUCAAUGCCUUGACCGACGUAUGCCGAGAAGUUGCGACUACGUAUGCGCAAGACGACCCGCUAGAAUGUGGUCAGAAAUGGGGGAUGAUUCAGAAUCGCAACGUCAAGCCCUCUCAGCGGAGAACUGGAGCUCGACCUCCCCCUCCGGCCGCUCCAGCGCCGAAGGCGCAGGCUGUGUCAACCGUGCCUUCCAAACGCCCCCUACAAAUGGACGCAUCUGGCACGAACUCAGAGACCAAAAGUCAGGACUCGAAUCCGGCCACCGCCUCUCAGUUGUCAAACAAGUCCACCGACAAGGCAGCACCCGCGAAGCGCGAGAAGAAUAGCCUCUUUAGCUCUUUUGCCAAAACCAAACCGCCGAAGCCGAAGCCAAGUACUCCCGUAGAAUCGGUCACUCCAAAUGGACCGGAGGAUGUUGUUCUCGAUGAUGCUUCUGAUGAUGAGCAAGAAGAACUAUUCCCAGAUAACAGCAAUCAAGCGUCCAUGGCCAACCGCGAAACUAAGAAGGAGCGGGAAGAGAAACUCAGAAAGAUGAUGGAAGACGACGACGCAGAUGGUACAGGCCCCUGCGCUAAUGAGGAAAUGCCUGAUGCCGAUGAGGAAGAACCUGUACGAGAGACGACUCCUGUCGAGCAACCACCACCAUCGAAGCCCGUCGAGCUCAAAGAGGAGGUCACCGUACAAGGUGGACGCCGACGUGGUAAACGCCAAGUCAUGAAGAAGCGAACAGUCAAGGAUGAGGAAGGGUACCUGGUCACUCGGGAGGAACCGAGCUGGGAAUCUUUCUCCGAAGAUGAGCCGGCUUCAAAGAAAAAACCUGCCGUGAAUGUCGCGAAGAGCAAGGGAGGUAAGACUGGGCAAGGCAGCAUCAUGUCAUUCUUCGGAAAAAAGUGA
Penicillium macrosclerotiorum is the source of this 1293-nucleotide messenger RNA. RefSeq lists its product as uncharacterized. Gene Ontology annotation, cellular component: nucleus; delta DNA polymerase complex. The transcript is spliced from 9 exons. The record is from RefSeq and is a predicted model, not a curated record. NCBI's taxonomy places the organism in Eukaryota, Fungi, Ascomycota, Eurotiomycetes, Eurotiales, Aspergillaceae. Gene Ontology annotation, molecular function: DNA-directed DNA polymerase activity. The coding region runs from base 1 to 1293 and encodes 430 amino acids. Gene Ontology annotation, biological process: DNA replication; DNA strand elongation involved in DNA replication; nucleotide-excision repair, DNA gap filling.